AUGAGGAAUAAUUUAUCAAUAAGCAGUAUUAAUAAUACUUCAACUUAUUCACCUUCUUCAUCUCCCCGAUCCCUUGAUUCUGCUUAUUCAUCAUCGUCUCCCUCAACAUCACCAUCAUCAAAUUCUGAACGUAAAUUUUCUCUUCAAAAACACGAAAGAGAUUUAAUUGCUCAUUCCAAUGUUACGGCCUUUCGACCUUUAAUCAAUGAAAUGGCACCCGAAUUUGGUGAGAAUGUGCUUUCGGAACACAAUUUAUCAAUUAUGGAGGAGGAAUACUUGGAAAUUGUGCAACAUUUGGUCGAUCAAUUGAUUUAUAAGGAACAUGCAGAUAAAUAUUGGAGGAAUUAUUAUUCUGCAUUGCAAAUAUUGUAUGUUUUGGGAUUGUCUGCUGUGAAUGAUGGGAGGUAUUUGACGAAUUUGAAACAGGAUUUGAUAAAUAGUGUGACGAAGAGUAUAACUGUGAAAAAUUUAGUUGUCAUGUUCGAGAAAAUUGAUGGUUUACAACAGAAUUUCAUUGAGAAUUUCAAUAAGGUGAAUUAUUUGUUAGAUCUAUUACAUAAUUAUUGUAUUGAGUUUACAGUGGUGGCUUUUGAGCAUCCUAAAGUUGGUUGUUCCAAGAAAUUGUUGGAUAGUCCAAUAAUUAUACGGAACUAUGCAAAGAUUAUGGCCAAAGUCAACCUUACCAAGCCAACCCAAAUCAAAUUAACUUGCAACGACAAAUUACCAUCAUCAAUAUUGCAAGCAUUGAAGAAAUUGUACAAUCAAGAGUCGACCAGUGAUGUGAAAAUCAUUUUGGGUUCAAAACUUUCCUUAAAUUGCCACAAAACUGUUUUGGCUUCGAGUAGUUCACAUUUUAGAAUUUGGUUUGAGAAAAAUUUUGAUUCCAAUGUUUACACACCAGUGAGGGAUGACCAUUGA
Naegleria gruberi is the source of this 918-nucleotide messenger RNA. RefSeq lists its product as uncharacterized. Bases 1 to 918 code for a protein of 305 amino acids. NCBI's taxonomy places the organism in Eukaryota, Heterolobosea, Eutetramitea, Acrasida, Naegleriidae. The record is from RefSeq and is a predicted model, not a curated record. The transcript has a single exon. Gene Ontology annotation, molecular function: protein binding.